UAGGGUCAGGGCUGGGUGGGCUGCCUGUCGUCCGGCAUGGGCUCCCGUGAGCUGGCUCAGUUGGGCUUUCUCGGAAUUGCCCCCGCUCGCUGCCCUUUAUAAAUACCCUGGGCAGCCUCUGGUCCCCUCACUCCCUGCCCGACGUCCGCCGCCUCCACAUCCUCUCUAUCAGAGGCAGUUCAGUCCGAGUCAAGCGUCUGUGUGGCGUCCGUAGAAACUAGGAACUCGCUGGAUGACUGGCGUUACCUCAAGGCCUCGUGAGGAUUGAGAUUUUAAGUGACUGGCGAAGGCAGCGGUGCGUCUCCCCGGGAUGGCGACACUAGCCAGGGGCGCCAGGCUCCUGCUGGGGCUGUCCCUGACCCUCACCCUCGUCACGGCAGCUGACGACUUGGUGCAGCAAGUGACGGGACCCAACGUUGUGAAGGAAGCUCUGGGUCCACUAAUGGAAGUUGCAACGCGGGAGCAGCGCGCGGCCAGCUUUCCCAUGGCCGCGGGCUGCCUCUCGUGCACGGUGGGCAGCCACGGCCACCCGCACGAUGGUGUCCACUCAUCCCGCCAAGAGCACCGGAGCGAGCAACGGUUCGUCAACGGCCAGCCCGUGUAUGACCUUUUCCACGAGCGUCGCAUCGAGGAUGGCCGCAUCGUGCACGACCGCAGAGUAGAGAAGGACGAAGACGACCUGGGGUACCGGCCACGCACACACGGCGCCUAUCCCAGCCAGUCCUCCCUGACCCGCAGCAGUGCUAACAGAGGAUACAACCACGGCGUGGGCACCCAUCAGUACAUGCCCACUCACAGUGCCAGUAGCAGCAGCAGAAGCAGCAGUAGCAAUUUCCAGUCGUCCUACGGCUCCAAUGACCUCUCCAGCGAGUCUUCUGAUACCUUUGGCAGUGACUUUGCUCGCAUGCAGGAAAAUCUGAGGCGGCAAAUGAUGAAUCUUGGCUCUCCUCAACCCACUUACGGAGGCAGCCAACGCAGCGAGUAUAGCUCCCAAGUCCGAUAUGUCAACGGCCAGCCCGUGUACGAGAAGAAGGAGGAACGCAAGUACAAGAACGGAGAACUGGUGCACGAGAACACUCAUGAGAAAGGGCCUGAGGACUUCGGUACGGAGGGUGUCGUAAGGCAGUAUGACGAGCACGGGGCCCUCAUCACGGACGGAGCCCUUGGCGGUGACUCCUACCAUCGACAAUGGGAAACGAGAGAGCAGUUGCUAGGCAGCACGAGCCACCGCCCCGCGUACAGGCCCAGCUAUUCCUCGCACUCCCGUGACCAGCACCACUCCUCCACCUACCCAAGUCACCGCCCUCUGCCUCGUCCAACCACCGAGAGUUCCUCCUCGACGCGGUACACUCAGACCCACCCAUCGCGUAGUCCUAACCCAAGGCCAGCCCCGAGGCCUUACUACCCUACCCACAACCACAUUUCCUCCGAGCAGCGCAACACGGAGCUCCACACUUCCUCCUCCUCCCCCUCCUACCCCCCCCGCAGACCCACAUACACCAGACCAGCCACGUCUCAUAUUUCUAACUCCGAGUCUGACCACAAUUCCGAUGAAGACACACGUUCCCCCUCCUCCCCCUAUAACCCCUCCAGCAGACCGACCUACACCAGACCAGCCACUUCUCAUACAAAUUACGACUACAAUUCCCGUGACGACACACAUUCCUCUUAUCCCUCCGCUCAUUCGCCCUACCCCUCCCGCGGCAGGCCCUCGACACCUCACCACCGCCCAGACACCGGCGAGUCCUCUGCACAUGUUUACUAUCGAGAAGAGUCCCGCCACUCUCAUUCGGACUCUGACCUCACACGGCAGCGCCCAUCACCGGGCAUUGACGACCUACACCUGACACAGGUGCAGCCAGCCUCCAGGACCCCCGACGAUGAGGAGCCCUCCAGCCAGCAUGUGCAGCACACCUCGGAGACACGGGACAGCACCCAGACGCCGCACACCAGGCCCGGGAGGUACAGAGGCUACGGUCAAAACGAGGGAGUGUCCGGCAGUGACUAUCCCCACAGGCGGCCGGGUGUUCACCACCGACGCCCCGACACCGACGAGCCGGAGAACGAGCCCGAGGAUGACCUGUACCAGCGACCGGACAUCGAGGACGAGGACAACCGAGGCCGCUCUGACAUUAGCCCGCUUGAGGAUGGCCUGGUGCCCACCGUCCCGACAGUUGACAACGAAAUGGUCGUUCCUGACAUAGCCCCAAGUCCGGUCGAAGACGAGAGUGGCGAGAGGGACAACGACAUCAACGGGAUAGGUGGCGUGGGUGGCGCCGAAACACACAGGUCCCACGUGGCAUCUUCUGAGACCCGCUACAACUCUAGAGUACGGUUGUCCGGCACCUCACCCGCUCACCACGUCCGUCCGGGCUACUCGCGAGAGUCAUCUUACGAAGAUAAGACGACAACGAGCAACAACCGACCCGCGACCACAGCCUCGCGGCACUAUCAAUACAGAAACGACACCAGCCGCCGCACGUCCGUGGUGGGAGAGCAGGAGCCUUUCCCCGCGGGCCUGCCGUGCACACGGGCUAACGGGUGCGUGGUGGUGACCGCCCCGCACACUGACUCAUACCGAUCCGAAAUUCGCACAACUUACAGGUAUGUGAACGGCCGCCUGGUUGGGAUGACCCAGCAUGAACGCAAAUACAAAAACGGCGAAAUGGUUGACGAGAACACGACGCAGCACGGGAGGGACGAGGUGGCCCACCUAAACCUGCAGGAGUUUGGUAUCGGCCAGCUGGACUUACCUCAAGAGGAUAUCCGGCCGGGCAUCUACUCGCAGCAGCACGAAAUCAGGGAAGAGAAGGAAUAUGUGGACGGCCAACAAAUAUACGACCUUCACCACGAGAAGCACUUCGCAGACGGCAAUCUCGUGUACAACAAUCGAGUGGAACUGGAUGAAGACGAUCUGCGAGAGUUGGGUCGUGGGGGCGUGGAUCUGCAAGUCGUCGAUCAGAGCAGCGAAGUGACGAGUCACAGCCGACACCACACCGCCGCGGGAGGCUUGGACACUUCCUCCCUCCUCCACCAGGUGACGGACGGCAGCCACGCGUCCUCCGCACCCGUGUACGACAGCCGCCGUUUCGAGAGUCGCCGCGAGCAGGAAUUCGUCAACGGCCAGCCAGUGUACGACCUGCAUCACGAACGCCUCUACAAGAACGGGUCGUUGGUGUACGAAAACAGGACGGAACACGACGAAGACGACUUGGUGCGCACCGGUCAUCACGAUGCCCUUCACAACAUUUUGGCUGGCAACACCCUCACCACCGCCACACAGGACUCAUACAACAGGCCGGCCACGGUUCCCUACGGCUCUUAUGGAGAUCACCGCGGGGCCUCACACGGCGGGGAGUCCUACGGUGACGUCUCACAAACCAGUAAUUCCUACAGUCAGAGUGCGGCGUCUUACAACACCUACGGACGCACCACAGACUCUCCCGAUCAGCCCGGAGAAACCAACGACUACGACAGAAUGUAUAACAGAGGCUCUUACGGGGGCAGCCCAGGGGUCCCCAGCGGCUCCGUAGCGUCAGAGAGCAGGUCAAGCUACAGCUCCACGUCCCAGAAUAGGGUGGGCACGGACCUCCUCACCGCCCACCCUCCGGGGUCUGGGUCAGGACGCGCCACCACCACGGUCCUGGGAGGUUCCGACUUGCUGCUCACAGGCUCAGGGUCUCUGCGUAGUGGCUCCUCCGGUUACGACUCCGACGAUUCCUUAGAGUCAGGAAGCGUCACUGGUAGCAACAUUCACAGCAGCAGCAGCAGCAGCUCUCACCAUCAACUGGAGACUAGCGGAAGAAGUAGAUCUGGCUGCCUGACCUGCGUUCUCCUGGCGGGGUCGGAGCUUCAUAACUCUUCCUCCUCCUCCCUUGGCCUGUCAGGGGGCCUGGGCGCGGGUGCCGGGUACAGUCAGCGGCACGAGAUGAACAAAAUGGAGCACUAUGAGGACGGCAAGCUGGUGCACGGCCAGGCGGACACACGCAGGUUCCAGAACGGACAACUCGUGCAUCAAGACUCUCAACAGUACUCUGACCCGGACGCCCAGCGUUCGACCUCCGCCUACUCUGACUCCUCCUCGAGUCCCUCCUCCUCGUGGUCCUCGUGGGCGUCGUGGUCAUCGUGGUCCUCCGGUGAUCCCGCGCCAGCCAGCGGAGACGUGUGUGCUUCCAGCCCUUGCCACAACGGGGGCACGUGUCUGACCGGCUUGUACGGUCCCAUCUGCACCUGUAGUUUCGGUUUUACAGGUUCAGAGUGCGAGGAGGCGGAGUGCACGCGCGGGUACUGUCGGCACGGCGGCAGGUGUAGUGUGGUGGGCGGGCAGCAUCUGUGCCAGUGUCCCAGCGGCUACACGGGUCUUCGGUGUGAGAGGCGGGGACGCAGCAGGAGGAGGAUCGCUAAGCAACCUCAUGACUAAUAAAUUUACGUCGGAGGACUCACGCUUCAUCCAGGGAGAGAGAAAACACGACCUACUAUAAGAGGGACCGUUAUGGAACCUGAUUAUUAUUAAAUUUGCAUUUCUGUUCCCGGGAAAGAGGAUAUACGGCCAUACGAAAAGCUUUCUCCGCACUUUUUUUUUUUUUUCGAGUCCAAUAUAAGUGAAUGAUUCUUUUUGUACCCUUCAUAAUCGAGCGCAGAAGAUUGUUUCUCCAUUAUUUAAACACGUCAGUUUCUCUAAUCACCAGACUGCGGAAAAAUAGUCUUCAGGAUUCAUAUGGCAUCGGAAUCGAAGUCGCAAAAGCAUCAUAAUAAAAACCCACUGCGCACCAAGGUGGUUGGCAGAUAAUGUUCACCUCAUAAAUUUAGUCGUCCUAAAUAUCAAGAACUUUUUACAUAUUUCAUUAAACGUUUACGAAAAAAAAUAUAUCAAUGACGCUGACUUCGUGGCUUUAGUCUCUCUCUCUCUCUCUCUCUCUCUCUCUCUCUCUCUCUCUCUCUCUCUCUCUCUCUCUCUCUCUCUCUCUCUCUCUCUCUCUCUCUCUCUCUCUCUCUCUCUCUCUCUCUCUCUCUCUCUCUCUCCGAUUAAGUGUUAUCCUUAUCCAGAUUAGUAUUACCUUCUUUUUCGUCUUUCCUUUUGCAUCAACACCAUUUUCUUCUUUUUCUUCUUCUAAUCCUCCUCCUUCUCCUCCUCCUCCUGUUCCUCCUCCUCCUCUUCCUUCUCCCCUCAAGUGGCCCAUGGCCGUCGCUCAUCAGUAUCACGAGUCACCAUAUAAGGUGAUCACUUCACUCAUACACUAUUAUUAUUAUUAUUAUUAUUAUUAUUAUUAUUAUUAUUAUUAUUAUUAUUAUUAUUAUUAUUAUUAUUAUUAUUGUCAUUAUUAUUAAUUUAUUUAUAUUUAUGAAAACUAACCAGAAUUGUUAUAUUUUUUUUCUCGGUUCAAAGUACUUACAUAAAAGACACAUUGCUGUUGUCCCACAAUUAUAAUAAAAUAAAUGAUGAUAACAAUU
Eriocheir sinensis (Chinese mitten crab) is the source of this 5451-nucleotide messenger RNA. RefSeq lists its product as uncharacterized. Bases 311 to 4420 code for a protein of 1369 amino acids. The record is from RefSeq and is a predicted model, not a curated record. The transcript has 6 exons. NCBI's taxonomy places the organism in Eukaryota, Metazoa, Arthropoda, Malacostraca, Decapoda, Varunidae.